GCAACCCCUUAAUCCUUCCCCCGGGUUGUGGCAAAAAGACGAGUCCACUAUGUCGGGCAGAAAGCCCCGGUCUGUGGCGAACCCUCUGGAGUCUGCCAUCACCACACCGAGUGAAAGGAUACUGAAGGAAUGCCACAACCUAUAUGUCGACAGCGAGAACGGCCUGGUCAGAAUUGCAGACAGCCUUGGUGUCCGGCUCCUGCCUCCGAGAAAGAAGAUAGUAGUGAUGAUAAUGGGGAACCACUCAGCUGGGAAGAGCUCCUUCAUUAACUGGUACGUUGAAGAGCACAUUCAGAAAACCGGCGUAGCCAUCGAAACUCAGGGGUUUACCUUCAUCACAAGUGGACGUAAGAGAGAAUCCCUGACGGGGAAUGCCACGCUCCAUCUCUACCCUCACUUCCGACCUCUCCUUGAGUUCAAAGGCUUAAUGGACUACCUGUCUGCAGAGAUCUCCACUUCAAAACAGAAAAAGUUCAGCCUGGUGACAUUUGUGGACACUCCAGGUUUGGUGGAUGGGGACAUGAUUUACCCUUUUGAUGUUAACAGCGCUAUAACCUGGUUAGGAGAACAAGCAGACCUGGUAUUUGUGUUCUUUGACCCAAUGGGCCAAGCUCUGUGCAAACGCACGCUCAACAUUGUGGAGAAGCUGAGUGAAAAAUGUAGCGACAAGCUGCUGUUUUACCUCAGCAAGGCAGAUGAAGCUGGGAAGGAGACAGACAGACAGAGAGUGAUGAUGCAGAUAGUCCAGGAGCUGUGUCGCCGUCCAGGUCUCAACAAAUGUGGCUUUGAAAUGCCGACGAUUUACAUCCCCAACCCGCAGAAGCCGAGCAGGUGCGUGAACCAGAUCGAUGGGGUUUGUCAGACCAUUGAGAAAACCAUCAACCAGGCUGUUCAGAAGACACUGGAUCAGCUGGAGAAAGAUUGUGACCUUGUUUGUUUGACCAUCAGCAGCAAACUGGAGCAGGACAGGUCCGAUGCAGCCUACAACAGAAGCGUGCGUCUUCACUCGGUCCUGUGUGGAGCUUUAGGUGUCUUCCUGCCUCUACUCUUCAUCCUUAGUUUCAUCGUGAACACGUUAUCCGAAGAGCAGCUGGAUGAGCUGAUGGGUGAAGGUCUGGCUCGGUCCGUAUCUGUCCUCACAGGAAUAGUAAUGUAUUUAUGGGACUGGAUACCAGAAGAUGGACAAGUGGUCUUUGUGAUAUUUUUUGGUGCUUUUUGCUACCUUCAGCUGUUCCUGGCAAAGUACUUUGCAGGCCGAGGAAAUAAAACUCUGACAAAAAAAGAGAAGAGGAAGAUGGCGGAGUACAGUGAUUAUAUCUGUGAUAUCGUCAAACCUAAGAAGGCUAAAUUGUACGAGUGGUACCUGCAGCAGUGUGCAGCAGAAUAUGACCUCUGACCCCUGGGAAGGCAGAGCAAAGUUACAUGGACGUUAGCAUCUUUCAUCUGUUGGCAUUAAUAUAAAUAAGCAGGACUUUUUAGACGGUCGUUAAAUGAAAAACUUCAAUUUUCUUCCUCUGAAUCCCAGCUGAAACCUCAGAUUUAUCAUCUCAACAGCUGAUUUUUAAGUGCCUUGUUUCUACGGUGCACAGGACAAGCUAUGAUUGUAGCUUUUAGACAGGAACUAAUUUCAUAAUGUGACUUUUUCAAGAGCUUUUGUAGUAAUUAUGUGAAAUGUGCUAGAAAUGGGUGUUUACGAAGCUCAGAUCUACCAGUAAAGAUGUCUUUGUGAUGGCUGUUUUCAUCAGAUUCAAAACAAAACCCCAGCACAGACACGCCCCUCAUUCUGACUGACAUGUUACCUGAAUGUGUUUAUAGCUAAAUAGCUGUAGUGAUCACAGGUGGGACAACAUCUGGGCAUUACAGCUGGAUUUUCUUGUCAGUUCCACCAAUAAUGGAUCUUAACAUGCAGAUGGUUUUUAUUGGUGUGUUAAUAAUUCGGGCUUUUUAUAUUUUUAGUAGAAUGAACAUGUUUUAUAAAAACAGCAUGAAGCUGGUGAUCUGUGACCUCGCUGCACUGAUUCUCACCUCAGUCGAGUUACUGAAUCCCUCAUGAAUUUACCUGGUAACACCUUCACUCUUGAGUUGGUGCUGCAUAAAUUAUGAUGAAUAUUUAUUUGUUGAACCAAGACAUGAGGGGCAUUAUUUCCCCAUAGUAUGCAUCUGUCCAUUUCAGGGCUAAACAUUAAAUGCCUGUUUGAUGGUGCAUUUACUGGUUUAACGGCUCAGCAGUCAGUGAUAACCAGUUAGUACGAGUUUACUGCAAGUUUUCACUUAUGAUUGUUAUUUUUUUUACCUUCAGAACAAAGUUGACUUUCUAAAUGUUUUCUCAGCUUUAUUACCUUCAUCUCAAAAUUUUCAAUAAAAAUUGUUGUUCACUGAUUUACAAAAAAUAAACGGAUUUAUUUAUUUCUUACCUAAUUAUUUUUUAACAAUUAAAGGCAUAUUAUGCAACUUUUUUA
Messenger RNA from Nothobranchius furzeri (turquoise killifish), 2459 nucleotides. RefSeq lists its product as uncharacterized. Gene Ontology annotation, cellular component: mitochondrial outer membrane. Gene Ontology annotation, biological process: mitochondrion localization; mitochondrial fusion. Gene Ontology annotation, molecular function: GTPase activity. Lineage: Eukaryota; Metazoa; Chordata; Actinopteri; Cyprinodontiformes; Nothobranchiidae. The record is from RefSeq and is a predicted model, not a curated record.